This is a messenger RNA of Sphaeramia orbicularis (orbiculate cardinalfish), 666 nucleotides long. It is a transcript of the gene ccl20b, whose product is annotated as chemokine (C-C motif) ligand 20b. Gene Ontology annotation, molecular function: chemokine activity. Gene Ontology annotation, cellular component: extracellular region. Gene Ontology annotation, biological process: immune response. The transcript is spliced from 4 exons. The record is from RefSeq and is a predicted model, not a curated record. NCBI's taxonomy places the organism in Eukaryota, Metazoa, Chordata, Actinopteri, Kurtiformes, Apogonidae. Bases 99 to 434 code for a protein of 111 amino acids.
UUGCUUUAGACAGACUCUCACUGAAUGCCUUCAGGUGCUUCUCAAAACUCUACAAGCUCACAAGAGAGCGGCAGAAGAAUAACAACACCUGUGGAACCAUGACUGGCAGCAAAAGUUGUCUCCUGGCAGUUGUCUGCUCCCUCGUCAUCAUCACCAACCUUAUCGGCAGUGCACAGUCAUGGAGCUGCUGCCUGACAUAUGCAAAACGCCCAUAUUCAUGCAAACGACUCCUGGCCUACAGCAUCCAGACCAUCAACACUGCCUGUGACAUCAAUGCCAUCAUCUUCCACCUGCCAAAUGGAAGGUUUGUGUGUGCUGACCCUUUGGCGAACUGGACUCAGAGGGGGAUGAAGUGUGUGGAUACAAGACGGAAGAAGGAGAUGAAAGUCUUACAGAUGGCAACUUCUGGCAACUCCACCACCGCAUCAUCAUAAACUGUGCAGCGGUGUCAAAGCUGCAGCAUGAAAUAUAAUUUUUUUUAAAUUAUUUUUCUUUUCCUAUAUUUACAAAACAACCCAAGCUAAUGAGAUUUUAUUUUCAUGUGUGUACAUAUAUAUCACACAUGUUUUUAUUAUAUUUAUUCUGUUUUAUAAACAGGCAAACGUAGUAUUUUUAAUACAUAGUGAGAAUCUGUAGCUCUAUUGCUUCAGCACAAACAAAACAAAA